Cucurbita moschata (crookneck pumpkin) is the source of this 1331-nucleotide messenger RNA. Its product is annotated as BTB/POZ domain-containing protein At1g21780. Gene Ontology annotation, molecular function: protein binding. The record is from RefSeq and is a predicted model, not a curated record. The transcript has 4 exons. Lineage: Eukaryota; Viridiplantae; Streptophyta; Magnoliopsida; Cucurbitales; Cucurbitaceae. Bases 108 to 1097 code for a protein of 329 amino acids.
CUUAGUCGUGAAGUACUUAGCUAGUUGGGGUUUGGCGUGGAGUCGGAGUCCCUCCCAUUAUAAGUCGUCCAUUGGCUCAUUCAUCUUCCUAAUCGAGUUGCAGAGCUAUGGCGGAUUCUAGGGUAGAUACAAUUUCGAGGUUAGCGCAAUGGAGAAUCGACAGCCUCGGCCCUUGCAACAUCAAGAAAUCCGAUCCUUUCAAGGUCGGAAUCUGGAAUUGGCAUUUGUCGGUUGACAAGAGUCGAUAUCUGUACAUUCGUUUGUUCCCUGAGCCGUCGAAGAUCUCGAAGGAACAGCCUCCAAUUGCUCGGUUUAUUAUUCGAGUCUCUAGCGUUGGACCGAAUCGUAGACCUGCUAUAUCUCCCAUUAAUGAGAGAGUUCUUCGAACUAGUGAAGACUUUGUUUGGGCUGUUGAUUCCACCUUCCAUGGUCGCUUCAUUGUCGAUGUCGAAUUUCUUGAUUUGAAGAUCUGCCCUGUGAAUGGUUUAAAGGGAGGGGAACCGAAUUCUAUAUGGCCAAUGGAGGGAAUGAUGCAAUCUGUAUCGUCUCAAAGCACUCUUCAAUGUCUCUCGCGCAUGCUGGACGAGGCUAUCCAUGCCGAUGUCACCAUCAACACGAUCGAUGGCACUUUACGAGCUCACAAAGCCAUUUUAUCAGCAAGUUCUCCUGUAUUCAAGAGCAUGUUCCAUCACAAUCUCAAGGAAAAAGAGUCUUCCAUCAUCUACAUAGAAGACAUGUCUCUAGAUGCCUGCAUGACUAUGUUACGUUACUUGUAUGGAACCAUAAAAGAAGAGGACUUCUGGAAGCAUCGAGUGUCGCUUCUCGGGGCAGCAAACAAGUACGAUAUUGCAGACCUAAAAGAUGCGUGCGAGGAAAGCCUCUUGGAAGACAUAAACUCGGUGAACGUCCUCGAGAGGCUGCAAGAAGCAUGGCUUUAUAAGCUGCAUAAACUGAAGAAAGGAUGCUUGGCAUACUUGUUCGAUUUCGGUAAGGUCUACGACAUUGGUGACGAAAUAAAUAACUUCUUCAGGCAAGCGGACCGGGAACUGUUGGUCGAGAUGUUCCAAGAAGUGCUUACAGUGUGGAAACCAGUUUAAUAGGUGUAAGUUUUCAUCCCCAUCAAGUGUGAAGCUUUGCUCUUACACUCAUAAAUAUGUACAAGUAAAUGUAUAUAUAUGUGAAGGGUAUUUGGAACCACUUUUCUUUUUCUUUUUUAGGGUGAUGAUAUGAUGGUGUUUCUACAACGAGUCAUUAUGGUGUGAUUUCAUACCAUGUGUAUACUUAAUGAGGUACAUAUUUUGUAUAAAUUUUUAAUUAUAAUGUUUGACGAA